GCGGAGGCGACCGGACAACUAUGGCGGCGGCCUGAGAGCGCGGGCGGCGGCGGCUGCUACGGAGUCCGCACGGGGUCAGCGACGGCGCGAGAGUGGAGUGUCUGAUGUAUGCCCCUGCCACCAUGGAGGAUUGUGGAUCUCUCCAAACUGGAUGAAGCGAGUGGGAGUCACAAGUGGAGGGAGCCCUCAGUUGGCGAGCCCCAGGAGUGUGGUCCCUGGGACUCCAGCCAGCCCACCCUUCCACCCCAUGGAGAAGAUGAGUUGGCUGAGCAAACUGGCCCCUCGGGGCCCUGGACACCGUGCUCCUCGAACUACCAGUUUACAAGCUCCUGUUACUGCUGAUCCAGAGACUUGCCUCAUGGUCUUCAAGAACCAUUGGUCUCAGGUAGUCAGGAUCCUGGAGCGAAGGGCCCCACAAGCAGCCCCUGGGGGGUCAGAUGACCUCAGUGCUGUGCACAAUCACAUGUACCAGAUGUUGACGCUGCUGGUGGAAGACCAUGCGACCCCUUCGGCUCCCACAGCCCCAGGCCCCCUUCUGGAGUUUGCCCUUCAUGAGGACCUUCUAGCAAGGGUGCUGGCCUGGCAGCUGCAGUGGGAUGGGCCUGGGGAUGGGCUAGGGGCCGAGGAAAGGCGGGCUGAGCAGCUGAAGCUGUUCGAAAUGCUGGUGAGUGAGGCCCGGCAGCCACUACUGCAUCACCAGCCAGUUCGAGAGGCCUUGCUGACCUUGCUGGAAGCUUGUGGUCCUCCCACUAGUCCUGCACUGGAUGCUGGCCUUGUGCUCCUGCUCAGCCAGUUGUGUGUGUGUGUGGCUCGGGAGCCUGCACUACUUGAGCUCUUCUUACAGCCUCCUCCUGAGCCAGGAGCUGCACCUCGCCUGCUACUCUUCUCCCGCCUCGUUCCUUUUGUGCACCGUGAAGGGACGCUGGGUCAGCAAGCCCGAGAUGCUCUGCUGUUACUCAUGGCGCUGUCGGCUGGCAGCCCCACCGUGGGCCAAUACAUCGCUGACCACUCCUACUUCUGCCCGGUGCUGGCUACAGGACUGAGUGCUCUGUACUCAUCUUUACCCCGAAAGAUAGAGGUUCGGGGGGAUGACUGGCACUGCCUGAGGCGGGAAGACUGGCUGGGUGUGCCAGCCCUUGCACUCUUUAUGAGCUCCCUGGAGUUCUGCAAUGCUGUCAUUCAGGUGGCUCACCCAAUGGUUCAGAAGCAGCUGGUCGAUUACAUUCACAAUGGGUUCCUGGUACCUGUUAUGGGCCCCGCCUUGCACAAGAGCUCUGUGGAGGAGAUGAUUGCCAGCACAGCGUACCUGGAGCUAUUCCUUCGCAGCGUAUCCGAACCUGCCCUACUCCGAACCUUCCUGCGCUUCCUGCUGCUCCACCGGCAUGAUGCUCACACCAUCCUUGACACCCUCGUCUCACGAAUCAGCAGUAACUCACGGCUCUGCAUGGUCUCCCUGAGCCUCUUCAGGACCCUUCUGAACCUCAACUGUGAAGAUGUGGUGCUGCAGUUGGUGCUUAGGUAUCUGGUCCCGUGUAACCAUGUCAUGUUGAGCCAGAAGCGAGCUGUACGUGACCUGGACCUGUAUGGGCGAGCAGCGGACAAGUUCCUGUCCUUGAUCCCUCGCUGUUGCCGGCAUCGUGCCCCAAGUCCACCCCACGUGGAGCAGACUUCUUGGGCUCGAGGCCCUGGCAGCCCCAAUUUAGAUUCCUCAUCAGUGGUGACAGUAACCCGUCCCUCCACACCAUCUCGCCUUGCUCUUUUCCUUCGGCAGCAGAGCCUGGGUGGCACUGAGCCCCCUAGCCCCGCUCCUCGCUCUCCCAGCCUGGCCCCAUCACCGGCCUCCAGCCCUGGCCACCGGCCUGGCCCUGUGGAGGAGCCAGGCGAGCUGGAAGACAACUACCUAGAGUAUCUUCGGGAGGCUCGGCACUGCGUGGACCAUUGUGUUCAUGCCUGCCGUUCCUGGUCUGCCCCCUAUGAUGGGGAGCAGCCCCCGGCUGACCCUAGCCCUGUGGACCCUGGCUCUGGCCCCACUGGCCCUCGGACUAAGAAACGGAGCCUACAGCCAGAGGAAGAGGAUGGGGAGGAUGGGGGUGAGGGGGAGGAAGAAGAGCUAGGAGAUGGGGGUCAUGUGGGGGCACGGAUGUUGUCUUUGGGGGAGGGAGAGGGCUCUGGUUUGCUGACCUCCCUCCAGGUCAAUGGAGCUCUAGGGCCUUGGCCUGAGGGAGCCAAGAAAGUGCGUCGGGGGCCAGGUGAGGGGGUUGGGGAACAGAAGGGGGCAAUUGGAGGGUUGGUUGGGCUAGAGGGCUUUGGGAGGGAACUAAGAGAGUUGGAAGUGGCACUGAGUAAUGGUGGUGCUGGGCCAGAUUCCCGGCACGAAUCCCCAUUGCUUCCUGAAGAGGAGGAGGCAGCCUACGAGAGCUUCAGUUGCCCACCUGAGCCCCUCGGCCCCCUCCUCAGCAGCCCCCUUCGGAUUCCCAGUCAGCUGCCCAGCCAACCCUUCACAGGCCCCUUCAUGGCCGUGCUCUUUGCCAAACUGGAGAACAUGCUGCAGAACUCACUUUAUGUCAACUUCUUGCUGACGGGGCUUGUGGCUCAAUUGGCCUGUUAUCCCCAGCCCUUACUUCGUUCCUUCCUGCUCAAUACCAACAUGGUCUUCCAGCCCAGCGUCAAGUCACUACUUCAGGUGCUGGGCUCAGUGAAGAACAAAAUUGAGAGCUUUGCAGCCUCCCAGGAGGACUUUCCAGCAUUACUCUCCAAAGCCAAGAAGUACCUCAUCGCCCGGGGCAAGCUGGAUUGGGCUGAGGGUCCUGGGACUGGAUCCGUCCCAAGACGCCCAGAUACCCUUGUGAAGGCCCGGAAGCCAUCCUUGGGAGAGCUGCUCCUUCGUCAUGCACACAGUCCAACACGGUCCCGGCAGGCAGCCCAAGUAGUCCCACAGCUGGGCCGUGAAGGCCCUGGUCCGGCCCUGGGCCUUGGUGGGAGUUUGGGUUCCCAUUCAGCUCUGGGGACCUCACCCUUGCCCCUCCGGAGUAGCCCUGCUGAGCGUCAGGGUGAGGCUUUGCGCAUCAAGAAUGCUGUCUAUUGUGCAGUGGUCUUCCCCGAGUUCCUCAAGGAACUGGCGGCCAUUUCCCAGGCCCAUGCAGUCACCUCGCCCUUUCUUCUGGAGGCCUUUGAAGAAGGGCCCAGGACCCCUGCCAGGCCCAGCCCUGAACCCUAGUCCUUCCUUCUCCAUUCCCCUUGCCCAGUGGACAAUCAGGAGCCCAGGGAGGGGGGCUGGAUAUGAGGUGGGCUCCGUUUUUAGAUGCCAAGUAGGCAGAAAGAUAACUUUUUAAUUUAUUUGAGACGAAUGUUUUAUGGAGAACUUGUUGCAAUAUGUAUAAAAGGGAAAUGUCUAAGCA
Molecule: messenger RNA, 3398 nt
Organism: Phascolarctos cinereus (koala)
Lineage: Eukaryota; Metazoa; Chordata; Mammalia; Diprotodontia; Phascolarctidae
Gene: FHIP1B
Product: FHF complex subunit HOOK interacting protein 1B
Biological process (GO): early endosome to late endosome transport; endosome to lysosome transport; lysosome organization
Cellular component (GO): FHF complex
Source: RefSeq, a predicted model, not a curated record